Molecule: messenger RNA, 1188 nt
Organism: Tachyglossus aculeatus (Australian echidna)
Lineage: Eukaryota; Metazoa; Chordata; Mammalia; Monotremata; Tachyglossidae
Gene: HCAR1
Product: hydroxycarboxylic acid receptor 1
Exons: 1
Coding region: 100-1188 (362 amino acids)
Biological process (GO): G protein-coupled receptor signaling pathway
Cellular component (GO): membrane
Molecular function (GO): G protein-coupled receptor activity
Source: RefSeq, a predicted model, not a curated record
AUGCUCAGCCUCACUGAGGUGAGGCGCAGAUAAUCAUCAGUUCGCUUGCCAGACGGGGAGGGAGGCUCGGUAAAGCGGCUGGCUUGCUCUCUCCCGACCAUGCACAACGGAUCCUGCUGCCCCAUCCAAGGAAACGCCAUCGCCCGAGUUAUGCCCCCCUUGCUGAUUCUGGCCUUCGUGCUCGGAGCUCUGGGCAACGGCCUCGCCCUGUGCGGGUUCUGCUUCCACAUGAAGUCCUGGAAGCCGAGCACCGUCUACUUAUUCAACCUGGCCGUGGCCGACUUCCUCCUCAUGGUCUGCCUCCCUUUCCGGACCGACUACUACCUGAGAAACAGGAGCUGGAACUUUGGGGACAUCUUCUGCAGCGUGGUGCUGUUCAUGCUAGCUAUGAACCGGGCGGGGAGCACUGUCUUUCUCACAGUCGUGGCGGUGGAUCGCUACUUCAGGGUGGUUCGCCCGUACCACGUCCUGAACGCAAUCUCCACCAGGACCGCGGCGGGCAUCGCCUACGCCCUCUGGGCCGUGGUCAUCGCGGUCACGGUGUACCUGCUGAUGGAGUCCCAUCUGUGCGAGCGGGCCAACGCCAGGUCGUGCGAAAGCUUCAUCAUGGAGUCCUCCAAUGGCUGGCACGACAUCAUGUUCCAGCUGGAAUUCUUCCUGCCUCUCGGUGUCAUCUUGUUUUGCACCCUCAACAUCGUCUGGAGCCUGAGGCGGAGGACCCGGCUGGCCCGGCACAGCCGGAUGAAAAAGGCUACCCGGUUCAUAGUGGUGGUGGCCGUCGUCUUCAUCACGUGUUACUUGCCCAGCGUGUCGGCAAGGCUGUACUUUCUUUGGACAGUGCCCUUCAGCGCCUGCGAUGAGGAGGUCCACUUGGCGCUCCACGUUACCCUCAGCUUCACCUACAUGAACAGCAUGCUGGAUCCUCUGGUCUAUUAUUUUUCCAGUCCCUCGUUUCCCAAAUUCUACACAAAGCUCAAAAUCGGAGGCCUCAGAUCCAAGCCCCCAGGAGACUUGAAGGCGCAGAGCAUCAAAGGGAUGCCACAGUUGAAUCUCGGUGGAGAGAACUGCAGAUGUUUGGAGGGAGGCGUCCAGGACACUCCCAGGGGGACUGAAGAGCAUCACAGGUCGAAAAAGAUGAGAGGACAGAUGGAGGGUCUCAAACAAUCUCCAGCCCGUGGUGGGGUUUGA